ACCCAUUAUUCCAAACAACAUCCUCACCUCAGAACUUCUCUCUCCUCUGUAUUCUGUUCUGCUUCCCUUCAUUCUCCUCACUACAUCAUCAAAUGGCAUUCUCUAGUGCUUUGCUUUUGUGCUUCUUUUUAGCAUUCAACAUGGCACUUCCAACCCUUGCAACUGUCUACACUGUUGGAGAUGCUUCAGGUUGGGUAAUUGGUGGUGAUUAUAGCACAUGGGCUAGUGACAAAACCUUUGCAGUUGGUGAUAGCCUCGUGUUCAACUAUGGAGGUGGCGCGCACACAGUGGAUGAAGUUAAAGAAAGUGACUACAAAUCAUGCACAUCUGGAAACUCAAUUAGCACAGACAGUAGUGGUGCCACAACCAUUGCUCUUAAGAAAGCAGGCAAACAUUACUUCAUUUGCGGUGUUCCUGGACAUUGUACCGGUGGCAUGAAACUUUCCAUUAAGGUUAAGGCCUCUUCUGGUUCUUCCGCUGCUCCUUCUGCAACACCAUCAUCGUCAGCAAAAGGUUCACCUUCUUCUGAUGGCACCCCCGCCACACCCUCCACUACUACUACUCCUACUAAGCAAAAUGAAUCUUCAGCUACAAGUCUCUCACCAAUUGUUGCUUUGGUUUUUACUGUUUCAUGGAUUUGUAGCUAUGUUUUGGUAUGAUGAGUUUCCUGAGAUAUAGUCAGGACAGAGGCAGUGCUUCCAUGAUUUUCUGUUCACUUUUCAUAUUAUUAUUCUCUCUGGAUUUCAUUUCUUGUUUGAUCUAUUCAUAUUUAUGGAGGUUCUGCAUUAAUUAGUAAUCUAGGAAAUCUUGUAUUGUUAUUCUGUUUCUAUUUUUGCUUAAUAUAUUGAAUGAUUAUUUGUUA
Vicia villosa (hairy vetch) is the source of this 862-nucleotide messenger RNA. Its product is annotated as blue copper protein. The record is from RefSeq and is a predicted model, not a curated record. Gene Ontology annotation, molecular function: electron transfer activity. Lineage: Eukaryota; Viridiplantae; Streptophyta; Magnoliopsida; Fabales; Fabaceae. The coding region runs from base 93 to 659 and encodes 188 amino acids. Gene Ontology annotation, cellular component: plasma membrane. The transcript has 2 exons.